Drosophila santomea is the source of this 1122-nucleotide messenger RNA. Its product is annotated as sperm flagellar protein 1. Lineage: Eukaryota; Metazoa; Arthropoda; Insecta; Diptera; Drosophilidae. Gene Ontology annotation, molecular function: microtubule binding. Gene Ontology annotation, cellular component: axoneme. Bases 188 to 1027 code for a protein of 279 amino acids. The transcript has a single exon. The record is from RefSeq and is a predicted model, not a curated record. Gene Ontology annotation, biological process: regulation of cytoskeleton organization.
AAACAAAAUAAAACUUUCAAUGAGCCAGGGCUUAAAAAGGUUAUUUAAAAUGUCCCACUAUUAUAGCUUUCAAAAAACUCGGAAUACGAUAGUGUCCCUUAUUUAAGAUUCCCACUCAAAGGAUGCUUUGGAUUUGCACUCACAGUAGUAGAAUUUAUACCAAAACCCAGACACAUCGGAUAUUUCAAUGUGUGUAUACCACACAGCAAUUAAACCGAAAACAACAUUUAAAAAUUGCUUUUGCUAUUGCAUAUCAUAUUCACCAAAAAUGCAUACCGUGAGUGGCAAGAAUCUGAGCCGCGAAGAGUUAGAGGAAGUGAACAAAUGGCUGCAACAAAAUAGUAUUAGCACUCAAAGAUUGCGUCGUGAGUUUUCCGAUGUUUUGCCGUUGGCCGAAAUAUUCAAACGCGACUAUCCGCGAUUGGUUGAUCUCUACAAUUAUCCCAAGAAGAGUAGUGUUCAGCUGAAGUUGGCCAAUUGGGAGACAUUUAACUUUAAAGUGUUAUCCAAGUUGAAUAUGACGUUGACCAGAGAUUUUAUGGAACAAAUGGCAAAUGGUGUUAGUGGUGCCGCCGAAGUCUUGUUGCAUGAAGUGAUACGAUUGGAGAAACGACAACGCCUGGCAGAGCAACGAAAUGCGGCAUUGCGGCAAGAACAUCUUUGGGAGGAAAAUGAUGAGGUGAAAACUGUUGUGGUCAACAAGCAGGUGGGCGAUGGCAUUGUUCAGGUGCCACAAAAAAUGAUCCUAUAUUCGCUGUACGAGAAAAUUGCACGCGAUAGUCAGGCAAAGGAUGUUAUCAUCGAUGCGUAUCAACAGCGAUUGACCCACAUGGAGAGGAUUAUUAAAAUCAAAACGGAACGGAUAGACGAACUUCUGAUGCAGAUGGGAAAACAACCACAAAAGAGAGCUGCUAGCAACGCAUCCAAUUGUUUUUUUGCUUACGAUGGCAAGGACUCCCUAACCCAGAAGAAUAUAAAUCCAACGCAAGUUUCAUCACCAACCGAUCCGGACAGCUCCACCGCCUAAUAGGAAUCUUUGAUUCACUAUUGAAUAGUUAUUUAUUGUUAGAUUGUGGAUCCAAAUUACCGAUUACCGGCUAAAUAGAUUACGAAAUAGACAAA